This is a messenger RNA of Cladocopium goreaui, 1744 nucleotides long. The record is from the annotation of a GenBank genome assembly. NCBI's taxonomy places the organism in Eukaryota, Dinophyceae, Suessiales, Symbiodiniaceae.
GGCUCGCAGCUGUGGCCGCCAUGAAGAUUGCGGUGAUGCAGAUCAAUGGCGAGAGGGUCGAUGUGGAUGUCAUGCCGGAAAUGACCAUAGGUGACCUCAAGCAGAAACUGAAAGCUUUGCAGCCCAGCAGCGAUAAAGUCAUCCGCCGCAUCACAGUAGUUGAGCUGCUGCUGGAGGGUAAGAAACAGGAGGAGGAUGAGUUGACCUUGGGUCAGCUGGGUCUUUCACUCGAUUCGAACGUGCUGGUGCUUUUCACCAUGAAUGCUGUGGUCGCCGCUAGCAAGGAGUCCUCUGGACGGGCAGCACAAGAGUUGGUGGCUGUGCAUAUUCCUGAAGAGAUCCAUCAAAUUGAACACAAUGCCUUCCAAGAAUGCAGCUUACUGGAGUUGGUGUCCAUGCCGAGUUCGGUUCAUCAGAUCGGUUUGGAGGCCUUUGCUGGCUGUAUGUCUUUGACACGGGUAACUUUGCCAGAUUCUCUGAAAGCCAUCCGAGCAAACGCCUUCAGUGGCUGUACAUCUUUGAGGACUCUGGACAUCCCAAAUUCUGUCACCGAAAUUGGUGACGAGGCCUUCAAGGGGUGCAGCUCUUUGGUCAGUGUGGCCAUCCCCGAGUUUCUCCGAAUGAUUGGGUCGGAAGUCUUCGCGAACUGCAGAUCCCUUCGAAGUGUGACUUUCUCAGAUGUGACUGAGAUUGGGCACGGAGCUUUCAGUGGCUGCAGCUCCCUACAAAACUUGAGUCUCCCUGACUCGCUGAUCGACAUCGGGGAGAGCGCUUUUUUCGCAUGUACUUCUUUAGCAACCUUGUGGAUUCCCAGGCAAACUGCUUCCAUUGGGCAGAAGGCUUUUCAACUUUGCAGCUCGUUGACUAGCUUGAGCAUUCCAGAAUCCGUGGCUCGAAUUGGGCCUUGUGCUUUCAGUGGAUGUCACUCACUAAAGACUUUGACCAUCCCAAAGUUGACAGAGAUUGAAGACAGUAUUUUUCGCAACUGCUCCUCUUUGGCGCAUGUGAUCAUUCCAGACUCAGCAACCCGCAUCGGGCCCAGUGCAUUCAGUGAGUGCCCUUGCUUGACGGAUAUUGCAAUACCUGACCAUGUGACUUGCAUUGCAGACUUUGCUUUCUAUGAUUGCCAGUGCCUGCAUAGUGUCACUCUACCUGACUCUGUUCGUGAGAUUGGGCAAGGUGCCUUUUUUGAUUGCGCAAAGUUGAGAUCGAUCACCAUCCCCAAGGGCGUCUCUGAGAUCAAGCCGGGGACCUUCAAUGGUUGCUGCUCUUUGCGGAGUGUGACCAUCCCCGGAUUGGUGACUUCGAUUGGGGAGGCGGCCUUUCAACGCUGCAGCUCGCUGACCUCGCUGGACAUCCCUGAGUCUGUCGUGCGUGUUGAGGAUUUGGCUUUUGCAGGAUGCACUUCCUUGUCGAGUGUGACAGCAGGGAAGAGCACAGAGAUUUCCUCCAAUGCCUUUGAAGGUUGCACCUUUGAUGUCGACCUGUCCCCAGUGGACCUGUCCCCAGUGACACUGGUGAGGAUCCACAAAAGAACCAAAAAAAAGCGCAGGCGGCCAUGACUAUGACUUCUUCAAGGCGCAGAGUUCCCCCUUUCACCAUCACAGAAGUUUUCGGCGUCGUUCUUUUCGCGGCAUCUUCAAAAUUCCGUGCUUGAGUCCGGCAUUUGGAGCAUCUUCGUCACAUGACGAGAUUUCUGUAUGUGUGGGCGCGUCUGAAACUGGGGUAUAGCCCAAAAAUGGCC